AUGGGUCCUAUCGGUCGAUCAGGUCCCCCUCCGGGCGUCAUGGGUGACGAAAAGACCGGCAACAAAUUGCGCCGGAAGAUGAACCAUGUUAAGCGCAAGAGAGCCAAAGAUGCUGCGCGCCGAGCCGAGCGUUACGCCUUCAAGAAAGAGGAAGCCAAAAACCCCAAGCUCAAGGCAGAGCGUCUCAGUCGCAACAUUCCUUUGACUUUGGAACGGAAGCGUGUCUGGAACGACGCCGACAACGACGCCGACGAGACUGGACUGGGAUUGAGUGUUGACGUUGAGCGCAUCAAGCGCGCCAAGCAGGAAGAGGAGGAUGAGCUCAACCGACCAUUGGAGGAGGGAGAGGACGACAGCGAGGCUCCAGACUCAGACAACGAGUCCGUCGACAGUAUGCUGCAGUCUGAUGCCAGCGACGACGAGGAAGAAGAAGAAGAGAAGGAAGAAAAGGAUGCCAAUCGCGGCCGAAAGAAGUCACUCCCCACUGCCACAGAGCGCGCCACAAGUCCUACCCAGUCCACUCGCAGCACAAACCUGGGCCUCGCCCCCGAAGCGUUGGCUGCCAAAUUCCCUACACUCUUCACCGACGGUCCUCCACCCACCCCGAAAAUCCUCAUCACCACCGGCCUUAACUCCACCCUUCACGAAGAAGCCGAGAUUCUCACUGAAAUGUUCCCCAACAGUGUGUAUAUCCGACGCAAUGCGCACCGAUACUCGCACAAGUUCUCAAUUCGCGAAAUCUCCAAAUUCGCUGCCAACCGCAACUUCACAACGGUCAUCGUAUUGAACGAAGAUCAGAAAAAGCCAAGCGGCUUGACCAUGGUGCAUCUGCCCAUCGGCCCUACCUUCCACUUCACUAUCAGCAACUGGAUCGAGGGCAAGCGUCUUCCGGGACACGGCCGAGCCACCGAGCACUGGCCCGAACUGAUCCUUAACAACUUCCGCACCCCCCUCGGUCUUCUCACUGCGCACUUGUUCCGCACUCUGUUCCCGCCACAGCCCGAAUUUGAGGGCCGACAGGUUGUUACGCUUCACAACCAGCGUGAUUACAUCUUCGUUCGUCGUCAUCGCUACGUCUUCCGUGAGAAGCGUGAGACCGAGAAGGCUGUCGUUAAUGCCGAUGGAAAGGAAAUGACUGGUGCUGAGGGCAUCCGUGCUGGUCUCCAGGAACUCGGACCUCGCUUCACUUUGAAGCUGCGUCGUGUUGAUAAGGGCAUCCAGCGUGCCAGUGGACAGGAGUGGGAGUGGAAGGGUGGAAUGGAGAAGAAGAGAACUCUGUUCCAGCUGUAA
Molecule: messenger RNA, 1290 nt
Organism: Penicillium brevicompactum
Lineage: Eukaryota; Fungi; Ascomycota; Eurotiomycetes; Eurotiales; Aspergillaceae
Product: rRNA-binding ribosome biosynthesis protein RPF1
Exons: 1
Coding region: 1-1290 (429 amino acids)
Biological process (GO): maturation of 5.8S rRNA; maturation of LSU-rRNA
Cellular component (GO): preribosome, large subunit precursor; nucleolus
Molecular function (GO): rRNA primary transcript binding
Source: RefSeq, a predicted model, not a curated record